Molecule: messenger RNA, 795 nt
Organism: Penicillium cosmopolitanum
Lineage: Eukaryota; Fungi; Ascomycota; Eurotiomycetes; Eurotiales; Aspergillaceae
Product: PQ-loop repeat-containing protein
Exons: 4
Coding region: 1-795 (264 amino acids)
Source: RefSeq, a predicted model, not a curated record
AUGGACAACCCAAUAGCUGAAAAUGUCCUAGGCACUCUCGGCGCAGUGUGCUGGUCCAUCCAGCUUCUACCCCAAAUCGUCAUAAAUUACAAAAGACACAACACAGAAGGCCUACAAGGCUCAAUGAUGCUGCUAUGGGCGGUUGCCGGUGUCCCCCUUGGCGUCUACAAUAUCGUGGAAGAAUUCAAUGUGGCGCUCCGCAUACAGCCGCAGAUACUUACAACGCUGAGUCUACUGACUUGGGCUCAGUGUUUGUAUUAUGGAAAGGGGUUCUCAAUCAAAAAAUGCAUUGCUGCGGUCGUCCCGCUUCUGCUUUUCUUAGGCGGCGUUGAAACAGGACUGAUCUUUGCAUUGAAAAAGGCUAAAUCUCGUGGUCUGGAAUGGCCACUCAUAUUGAUGGCUGUUUUAAGUGCAGCUUUACUCGCGGCUGGAGUCCUACGGCAUUAUUGGGACAUUUAUGUUCACCGGACUGUGCGAGGAAUCAGUUUCUUCUUUGUUGGAAUCGAUGCUGCGGGUGAUCUAUUCUCUCUUGUUUCUGUCGUGUUUGGCCCGGCUCUAGAUGCACUUGGUAUGAUUAUCUACGGAACAGAGCUGGUCCUCUGGUUGGGGAUUUUCGUUUGCGGCGGGGUUUUCAAUUUCCUGCCUUGGCUCCGGGAUCACUCUAGGAAGUCUGAGGUUCCACCGGAACCGGUGACAUUGCACCCGAUGCCUUCGUCUACUUCUGUAUUUCGAACUGUAUCUGGGACUGUGGUGGAACGGAGGGGGCGACCACGGUCGGCUGAAGCUGAGAACUGA